Triticum aestivum (bread wheat) is the source of this 3922-nucleotide messenger RNA. RefSeq lists its product as uncharacterized. Gene Ontology annotation, molecular function: metal ion binding; mRNA binding. NCBI's taxonomy places the organism in Eukaryota, Viridiplantae, Streptophyta, Magnoliopsida, Poales, Poaceae. The record is from RefSeq and is a predicted model, not a curated record. Bases 85 to 3438 code for a protein of 1117 amino acids. The transcript has 7 exons.
GAGUGGUUGGGUUUAGCGGGCUCGCUAGGGUUUCCAUUCCCCCAUCCCCAUCCCCACGCCGCCGCCGCCAUCUCAUCGCCCGCGAUGAUCGCCGACGACGACCACCCCGCCACCCCGCCGCCCUCUCCGCCGCCACCGCCACCGCCACCGCCACCGCCAUCCCCGAGCCUGGGGAGGCGGCUCCUCGGCUCCAUCCGGGCCCUCUCCUCCGCCAUCGCGCCCUCCACUCCCGCCGCCGCCGCCUCCUCCUCCUCCUCCUCCUCCUCGCCCAUGCUCGGGCUCAGCCUCCUGCUCCACCUCAAGCCCGACCUCCACCUCCACCUCCACGACCCACCGCCACCCUCAACCCCCGCCGACCAGGACAAGGACCACCAGCAGGCGCCUCCAACCCACGCUCCCAGGGCCAAGAGGGCUCUCCACCUUCCUCAACCCCCCACCCCAUCGCCAUCGCCAUCGCCAUCGCCAUCGCCAUGCUCAUCCCGACCUCCUUCCGCUGCCGUGGAACUGGAACACCACCAGGUCCAGGAGGAGCAAUGUACUAGUACCACCUCUUCCUCUUGUGAAGAACUAACAACAGCCAUGGAGAAUGAUGAUGAUGCUGUGCAAGUUCAAGAGGCGGCGGUGGAGCAGCAAGAUGCCACCCACCCAAGGGAUGAAGAUAUUGCUGUUGAGGGACAAGAGACACCGGAAGCUCAUCAGCUGGGAUCAACUGAGAAUGCUGAUGCUCUUGUGCAAGUUCAAGAGGAAGGUGAAAGCGCAGAUGCCACUGCUGUAGAUGACCAUGACAAGGCAGUGGAGCAAUGCACCACUUAUCAUGACUUGGGAACAACCAUGGAGAAUGAUGUAGCUAAGGAUGAUCCGGAGGAGGCGGAGCAAGGUGUCAUUGACCAAGGGGAUGCAGCCAUAGAUGAUGUCAAAGAUCACGAGGUGCUGCUGCUAGUUGCCGUGGAAGGAACGCGCGCUACCACAGAUGACAUUGCUGCUGUCGAGGAUCAAGGAAACAAUGUGGAGCAAUGUACCACUUAUUAUGACCUGGGAACAACCAUGAAGAGUGAUGAUGAUGUGGAUGACCAGCAAGUGGUGGAGGAACGUGUUGUCGAUUUAACCAUGGAUGAUGAUGAUUCCGUCCAAGAUCACAAGGUGUUGCAGCAAGGUAUCAUUGACGGAACCGAUGACAUUGCUGUUGAGAAACAAGAGAAAGUGCUGGAGCAAUGUUCAAGAGCAACUACGGAUGCGUACACUGUCAAAGAAAAGGAGAUGGUGGUGGAGCAAGGUGUCAUUGACCCAAGGUACAUGGAUCUUGCCACGGAAGAUCAGGUUAAGUUGUCGAUCAUAGACGACCAGGGUACAGUGCCCAUGGAUGAGCAUGUGGUGAAAGGCCAUGAUGAGGCAGUGGUGCAAUAUGCCAGCGAUGCAAUAGUAACAAUCGAGGAUGAGGCUCCUGUGGAGGAACAUGAUACGGUGGGGAAUCAAGGUGUCAUCGACGAAAAUGGCAGAACCAAGGAUGUUAUUGAUGUGGAGGGACAUGGCUAUGUGAAUGAACAGGUCAUUGUCAAUAACUGGGGUACAUCCAGUGAUGCUACUGCUUUGGAAGGGCAUAAGAAUGAGGCUGAGCCAUGGAUCGGUGAAGAACAGAUAGCAGGCAAGGACAUGGAUGGUGUUCAUGCUGAGGGGAACAUGUUGGAGCAAAGGACCGGCGAUAAACAGGGAGCAACACAGUCUGAUUUCACUGUUGAUAAGCACAAGGAUGUAGCGGAGCGUGUCCGCCAUGAGCGGGGUGCACCUGAGGAUGAUCGUGCUAUGGACAGGACAGCUUAUCAAGGUACCGGAGAUUGGGGUAUAGUUAGCAAGGAGAAGUAUAAGUUGCCUGCUAGAAGAUAUCCACAAAAGCCCAGAAAACUUAACUGCCCCUCUUACAUGUCAAAAGGGACCUGCACAUACGGGCCCUCAUGCCACUUCAAUCACCCACCGCAGCUUAAAUCUAGGUCAGAUGAAUCAUGGCGUCCCUCUGAACGAAGAAACCAUGGCGCUGCAGAAAUUCUGGAACUGAACCGCCUUGGCCUUCCCAUUCGAGAAGGAGCAAGAAACUGUGACUACUAUAUGCGAACCGGUGCUUGCAGAUAUGGCAAAAACUGCCAUUUCAACCAUCCAGACCAUGUCAUUGAUGCUCAGUUCAAUCCACCAACAGGGUGGGAGGAUAAUGCUUUGCAAAUGGAGAAAUCUUCUGAUCAUACAUUAGAUGAGACAUCACGCAUGAAGAAAUCUUCCGAUGAUGCGACCUUCGAUGACAGAUCACACAUGAAGAAAUCUUCCGAUGAUGCGACCUUAGAUGACAGAUCACACUUGAAGAAACCUUCUGAUGGUGCGAUCGUAGAUGACACAUCAUACUCAAAGAAGUCUUCUGACCAUGACAACUCAUCUAGCUCUGGUGUCCUGCCACCAAGCAUAUUUAGAAUGCUUCUACCUCCCCAAAAAGUACUGCCUAGUACGGAAGGAAAGGCGAAAAAGAAGUCAGACUGGUCAUCAGACGAUUCGGAUGGUUGCUGUUCAGCAGAUAGUUCAGAUGGACCUUUGUGCAAGCAGGGGGAGCACGUGGAUUACCCUGAGAGGCCUGGCAGACCAGAAUAUCACCACCCAAAACAGUCAAAAGACAAAGAAGAGGUACACUACCCCGAGAGGCCUGGCAGAGCAGAUUGCCCCUUCUACAUGAGAUUUGGUGAUUGUAAAUUUGCAUCAGCAUGCAACUAUCACCACCCAAAAGACAAAUACCCAGCUGCGAGACCUGAUGAACCAGAAUGCCCAUUCCUUAUGAAGCGUGGGUACUGUAAAUUUGGGGCACAAUGCAAGUUUUAUCACCCAGAGGAUUCAAAUCCUACCGUGCAGAGCCCAACAGAUGCAAAAAGAUCUGUUACCACUGAUGAACAUCAUCCAUCUACAAGAAUCACAUUACAAGACUAUAUGCUUCCCCAGCAACCGCAGUAUCCUGAGAGACCUGGUCAGCCAGAGUGCCGGUACUACAUGCAGUUUGGGAAAUGCAAAUAUCUGUCUGCAUGUAUAUUUCACCAUCCAAAAGAUAGACUUGCAGCUCACUCGGAUCAGAUUGGACCUGAAAUACAUGGCAUGCCAGAUUGUCCUUUCUAUAUGAAAGCUGGGAAAUGUCAAUUUGGAUCAGCAUGUGAAUUUCGUCAUCCCAAAGAUAUACAUUCAACUACAGAGGAAGCAUUUGGUCAGAGAACUGGCUCGGGGGCAUACGACAAUUUGUCAAGGUCAGAUAAUGGUGUGGAGCAACAAGAAGAGAGCAUCAUGUAUCCUGAAAGGCCCGGUGAACCAGAGUGUGCCCACUACAUGAGGCAGGGGUACUGUAAGUUUCAGAUGAACUGCAAAUACCAUCAUCCUAAGAAACAGUAUGUAUUGAAGUCAUCCGCGCCGACCACUUGAGCAAAGCAGGGACACGCUGGUUACCGCAUGAAUGCUACCAACGGAAAGCAUUGUCUUGAUGUGUCGCCAGGUGUUGUUAGAGCAGGCUGGCUGGCUCAAGGAGGCGGUGCGUGUGAGUGUGACUGACGACUGAAGAGAGAGGUGUAGGAGGAUUCUGAUGAACCAACCAAAGCUUGGAGCUAAUAUAAUCGUCGUCGUUUUUCUGGGGGUCUAUGAGCGAGUAGUUGCUAGUUAUGUCGGUUUUGAGCGCGUUUGAGCUAUGUUGGUGAAAGGCACUUUGCUACCGAUUAUGCGUUUGCAACAUACUCUACCUGUGUGGACAAGGCCAGGCCAGGCAAUCAUGAAUUUGCAAACUGUAAUCUUGGCAUGACUCUCUAAGUGAUUGCUGUCUAGCUAGCUAAUAGGUGUGGGAUGAACACGGAUGAGAUGAGAUGCGAUUACUACUUACUUAGCAUGAUGAUAUUGUGAUGAUGCACUCAUUUUA